AUGGCGACUGUAUCACUGUUGAACGUUUCCGUUCGCAACAACCCUGCUGCCUUUGACCAGCCGUAUGAAUUCGAGAUCACCUUUGAAUGCCUUGAGCCACUCAACAAAGACCUCGAGUGGAAGCUCACAUAUGUCGGAUCAGCAACGUCCUCCGAACACGACCAAGAACUCGACUCCCUCCUCGUCGGCCCCAUCCCCGUCGGCGUGAACAAAUUCGUCUUUGAGGCCGACGCGCCCAACACCGCCCGCAUUCCCGCCACCGACAUCCUGGGCGUCACCGUCAUCCUCCUCACCUGUUCCUACGACGAGCGCGAAUUCGUCCGCGUCGGCUACUACGUCAACAACGAGUACACAGACGAAACCCUCGCCAACGACCCUCCCGCUAAACCUGUAUUGGAGAAGAUAAGAAGGUCGAUCUUGGCGGAGAAGCCGAGGGUCACGAGAUUUGCCAUCAAGUGGGAUAGCGAGGAGAGUGCGCCUGCGGAGUUCCCGCCCGAGCAGCCGGAUGUUGAUGCGGCCGAGGAUGAUGGUGCUGCCUACGGAGCUGAGGAGGAAGAGGAGGAGGAGGUUGAAGGUGAGGCGCCUGAGCUGGUGGAGGGCGGUGAGCAGAAUGCCGAGGUGAAGAAGGAUGGUGGGGAGGAUAUGGAGAUGGAGGGGAUGGAAGAGAAGGAGGAUGAGGAGGCUGGGUCGGAGGAUCUGGAGGAGGAGAGCGAAGACGAGGAAGAACUUGAGGAGGAAGAGGGUGAGGAGGAGGGCGAGGGAGAGGCUAAUGGGGGGGAUCAUGAGAUGGAGAUGGAUCAGGAGGUCAAGGCUGAGAGUGCUCCGCAGCAACAUCAGGCGGAUGUUAUGGUGCAUUGA
Molecule: messenger RNA, 858 nt
Organism: Recurvomyces mirabilis
Lineage: Eukaryota; Fungi; Ascomycota; Dothideomycetes; Mycosphaerellales; Teratosphaeriaceae
Gene: ASF1
Product: Histone chaperone asf1
Exons: 3
Coding region: 1-858 (285 amino acids)
Biological process (GO): DNA replication-dependent chromatin assembly; nucleosome assembly; nucleosome disassembly
Cellular component (GO): chromatin; nucleus
Molecular function (GO): histone binding
Source: RefSeq, a predicted model, not a curated record